This is a messenger RNA of Spodoptera litura, 3171 nucleotides long. RefSeq lists its product as uncharacterized. The record is from RefSeq and is a predicted model, not a curated record. Gene Ontology annotation, molecular function: protein binding. Gene Ontology annotation, cellular component: SCF ubiquitin ligase complex. Gene Ontology annotation, biological process: SCF-dependent proteasomal ubiquitin-dependent protein catabolic process. NCBI's taxonomy places the organism in Eukaryota, Metazoa, Arthropoda, Insecta, Lepidoptera, Noctuidae.
AAGAGUCAAAAACAAGGAGUAGGAAAUUAAUUGGAUUUUAGUACUUUCAUAACAAAUGAUAAAAUAAAAAAGAAUCCCUUGAAACAUUUGAUUAUUAGCUGCAGUUUAUUUAAAUCGGAUAUGGAGCUACCAUUUGAGGUGUUAGUCUAUCUAUUCAAGUACUUACCGAAAUCUGAUCGAAAAGCAGCCAGUGAGACAUGUCGCUCCUGGUACUUAGCUGCUAAUGAUCAGUGCUUUUUGAAGAACAAAGUUGCUGUAUUUUACAAAACAAUAUUCAAUGAAGAAUCAUCUUCACCACUUCAAAUAUUUGAAGACUCACCUAUCACAUAUUACAACUAUUUAUUCAAUGAAGUGGAAAUAUCAAAUAAACAAAAUGAAUUCUGGAACAAACUGGGUGAACACAUACAAUGUUUGACACUGAGGAACUGUGAUAUUUGUGAGAAGGUAUUUGUUCACAUACUACAAAAGUGUACAAAUCUAGAAACAUUAAAUGUACAGAACUGCAAGGAACUCUUUAUGUCUGGAUGUCUAUUAGAAGGAAAGAGUGAAGGAUUUCUAACUGAAAAUCUAGAAAACUUAAAAACUUUGAGUCUGUCAGGAAAUCAGUACCUCACAGAUGCACUGUUCAAUAGAUUUACAUCAGCUGCACCAGCAUUACAAGAGCUGGACUUGUCUGCAUGCUCAUUGCAGUUCCAUGCAGGUUUAGUCAAAAAGUUCUACCCGCCAGGUACUGACAUAUUUCUAAACCCUUCAGAAAGUGUAUUGACAUUUUAUUUUAUACUGCAGCUAAUUAUAAGUAGAGCCAAAAAUAUUAAGUGUUUGCAUUUCUCUUGUACUCUGAUUGAUGGAGCUGCACUCAAGGCUCUAUCAGAAAUAAAAGAUUUAGAGCUUACCUCAUUGCAAGUACAUUCCUGUGAUCAGCUGACUAAUACUGGUAUACUAUCUCUGACGAGUUAUCAAACAUCUCUGAAAGAGCUUGACAUAGGCUUGUGCACAAGAGUAACUGACCAGUCACUUGUACAUAUAUGUAAGAAUCUAGUCAACCUGGAAUCCCUCAAUAUACAAAGAUGUCGAGCUGUGACUGAUUUGGGAAUAACGGAACUACACAAAUUAAAGAAAUUAAAAUCUUUAAAUAUAUCGCAGUGCGAGCUGCUGACUAAAGAUGGUCUCGAAAAAGGGAUUUGUGCUGGAGAAAACCAAAGUCUGGAGGAACUGGAUAUCAACUCAUUGAAUAUAGAUCAGACUGGUGUCAUCAUGAUCUCUGAAAGGCUUCCUAACUUGCGUAUGUUGAACUUGAGCUACUGCUUCAAUGCUGUAACAGAUACUUCAGUACAAGUCAUAUUUAAAAAUCAAUUGUUUCUUCAAAUUUUAAAAUUGAGCCAUUGUGACAAGGUGUCUGAUGCUGGAUUAACUGGUAUGGGGAAAGUCGAAAUAAAAGAAGGUGAAGAUGGUCCAAUUAUGUCGAAUAUUGAUGAAUCACACAUGUCACCUAAGAUUCACUUAGGGUCAAGAGCAGAAGAAGAAAUAGUGAGAGAUGCUAAACGAAAGAGAGAUGUCAUGCUUAUGUGUGAAAAACUAUCAAUGGAUUCAUACACCGGCUACUCACUAGCUCGCCUGAGGAGCCUCAAAGAAUUGGAUAUAAGUGGAUGCAAUAGAAUAACAGAUGUGAGCUUGACUUAUGCUUUUAAUUUCAAAGAACUGAUUAAACUAAACUUAAGCAGAUGCCAGCAAAUUACUUACGAAGGAAUAGAACAUUUAGUCAAAAACUGUCCCAGUAUUGAAUAUAUUAACCUGAUAGAUUGUUAUAAUUUGAAUGACAAGGCUGUUGAAGACAUAACCAAAAACUUGCAGAGAUUGAAGCACCUAGAACUAAGGGGUUGUAAUCAGCUAAGUGACAAAACUUUAGAAGCUGUGAGAGCAUAUUGCAGUAAGCUUCAGUUUCUGGACGUGCAGGGAUGUCGCCACAUGUCACCCGAACUGGCGUGUUCUAUCGGCUCUUUACCUUCUCUGCAUACAGUACUGAUGUCAAAACCAGGACCAUACUUAGAAGAUGGAAAAAAGAAUAGAGCUCCUGCCCCAGCAUUUUUACCUGCUUUAAUGAGAAAACUACGCUUACAUUAAAAUUUAAAAGGCUAUAAAAUGGAAUAAUGCUACACUAUAAUAAUAUGUAAAUAUAUUAUGGUCAGAGUCAUAUUAUUGGAACAUUAGAAUUCCGUUAAGCAAACUGCCUCUGCUAGUAUGAAGUCUUGUGAUUGUGCUCGUCAUCAAUUGGUAGUUAUGAAACAAUUACCUACCUUAUGGCAUUAAAUAUAUAGUUACAUUUCCAGUCAAUUGUGGUAGUUAUAGGAAAAUAGGAAGUAACUAAAACCGUUACAAAAGCGAUAAUAAUCGACUCUUUCCUGUACGUCGGCAUCUAGUUAAAACGCAAUUACUUGUAGAAUUACUUUUACUAUCUGUGACGGUCUCAAGGCCAAGGUAGAGGCCGGCGACAACAACAGCCGACGUUUUAUCCAUUAUGUACAGAAAUAAACAUGGCUCUGAACAAACCCCUAUAAAGUUGUGUAUGUGAGUGAUAUAAUAUAAUUAUUUUAAAUUGUUUAUUUGGUGUAGCUAACAGCGAUAAAUUAUUUUACAUUAUUUUAUUUGUAUUUUAAAAUUAUAUUAUUUAUUAAUCAGUGUAUGUAGUUGUUCUAUAGUAUUGGUAAAAAAAAUUGAAUUUCCUGAACCAGGACUAAUGUAAUUAUGUCAGCUGUGAUAACAAUUAUUAUAAAUUAAGUACAAAUUAUAAAAAAUACCUAUGUUGCAAUAAAAGUUUUAAUUAUGAAAUGACUUUUAAUCCGUUUUAUAGCAGAUUAGACUAACCCACCAUUUAAUUGGUGAAUACAUAAAAUUGCUAGAUUAUUUUAUUUCAAUGAUAUCAUCAAAUAGCUACAAUCUACUUUCGUUUGUGAUACAGGGCUUACCUUGCACAGGCACCUAACUGUAAAAUGUCUACAUCGCUUAUUAAGAUAAUAUUAUGUAUUUUGCUCAUUUCAUCAUCAAUAAAGAUUAUUUUAUUUAUUACUAUUUUGAUUUUCUAGGUGAUUACUACCGGCAACAAAAAUAACGAAUAUUUAUAUUAAAAAAGAAAAUGACUUCGAAACUAUAUUGUACCGAUUUUGAGGAUUAUUU